Messenger RNA from Cajanus cajan (pigeon pea), 1330 nucleotides. Its product is annotated as cytosolic sulfotransferase 15. NCBI's taxonomy places the organism in Eukaryota, Viridiplantae, Streptophyta, Magnoliopsida, Fabales, Fabaceae. The record is from RefSeq and is a predicted model, not a curated record. Gene Ontology annotation, molecular function: sulfotransferase activity.
AUAGCAAAGCUACCAUUGUACUAUACUCCAUUAGCUCCAACAAAUCACACAGAUUUCAUAAAAUCCAGAGCAAUGAAUUUGCAAGAAGUAAGUGAAGAAGACAAAUUAAGCCAAGAUUGUAAGGAGUUAGUUCUCUCUCUCCCUAGAGAGAAGGGUUGGAUAACACCUUAUCUCUAUUUAUACCAAAGCUUUUGGAAUUCAUCAACUGAAAUCCAAGCCAUAAAAAAUUUUCAAAAUCACUUCCAAGCCAAAGACAAUGAUGUUAUCAUUGCUAGUGUUCCAAAAUCGGGCACCACUUGGUUGAAAGCCCUUACCUAUGCCAUUGUCAAUCGCCAACAUUUUCCUUCUUUAGAGAACCACCCACUACUUAAUUACAAUCCCCAUCAACUUGUGCCUCCAUUUGAAUUUGUCCUUUAUGAUGAUAUUUAUGGCCAAAUACAUGACUUAUCCAUUAUGACUGAGCCAAGACUUUUUGGUACUCAUAUUCCAUUCACUUCAUUGGCCAAAUCAAUUAAAGAGAGUAAUUGUAGAAUAAUUUAUAUUUGUAGGAACUUGUUAGACACCUUUGUGUCUACAUGGACUUUCGUUGACAAAAUUAUGCCCGAGAUUUUACCUACAUUACCACUAGAGGAAGCUUUUGAAAUGUAUUGCAAGGGGGUAAUUGGGUUUGGUCCAUCUUGGAAUCAUAUACUAGGUUAUUGGGAAGAGAGUCUUGCUAGGCCAAAUAAGGUUUUGUUCUUAAAGUAUGAGGACCUUAAAGAAGAUAUCAAUUUUAAUGUGAGAAAAAUAGCAGAAUUUUUGGGUUGUCCUUUCACUCAAGAGGAAGAAAAAGAUGGAGUGACUGAAAAUAUAAUCAAAUUGUGUAGCUUUGAGAAGAUGAAGGAAUUAAAGGUAAAUAAAUAUGGAACAAUGGGUGAAGGAAGGAUAAUUGAGAACAAGAACUUCUUUCGAAAGGCCGAAAUAGGAGAUUGGGUAAAUUAUCUUCCCCGUUCAAUGGUUGAAAAAUUAUCCAAAAUCAUAGAUGAAAAGUUAAGUGGAUCAGGUUUAUCAUUUAGAGUGUACGACCUUAAUUGAUAGUGCAAGGUUGCCAACUAUCAUAUUAUUGGCAUCCUUAUCAUAUAUAAUAAGUAGCUAAAUAACCGUGCAUAUGGCUAAAUUACCAUGUGUGGCACAAAUGUUAGUGUCUUUUCUUUCUUAUUAGAAUAAAGAGGUGUAAAAUGUAUCAAAGACAAAAUUGCUACCUCGAUUAUGAUCAUUUGGAAUCAGCAGGAUGGCAAGUGUGUAUUUAUGUUUUAUGAUUAUAUUUACUUCUUUUAAGGUCUUGUGUUAA